Messenger RNA from Fusarium odoratissimum NRRL 54006, 2226 nucleotides. RefSeq lists its product as uncharacterized. The transcript is spliced from 2 exons. Lineage: Eukaryota; Fungi; Ascomycota; Sordariomycetes; Hypocreales; Nectriaceae. The record is from RefSeq and is a predicted model, not a curated record. The coding region runs from base 187 to 960 and encodes 257 amino acids.
GCUUGGCAUAUCCCCUCAGGCAUUACGACUGCCGUGGCUUGGCGAAGCAGGCAAGGAUCAAUCGACAUUAAGGUGAGGCUUUCGGCUGGCCAAGGGGAUCGUCGGGAAGUGACAUGCAAUGAGAGUUGCCAAGAAAGUAUGAAUGUAUUGUGAAACUGAGUUGACAGAUGAGAUGAGAAUGUAUAAAUGCCUGGUUUGUCCUUCAAUUCGUUCUCUCACCAUCAACAGCUUCAUUCACAACUUCACACUUCAAACUCAACAACACCAACAGAGCUUCUUCUCAUACAAUCAUUCAAAAUGUAUACUUCAACCAUCGCUCUCGCUCUCGCUCCCCUUCUCUACCUCGCCCGCGCAGACAUCAGUCUCGAUCGGGACGACAUCCCACGAGAAUGCGACACCAUCUGUGAUCCCAUUAUUCAACUCACCAAGACAUGCGACACUGAUCUCCGCGGUGAUCGUGACCGUGAAGAAGACCGUCUUGAGGCCCAGUGCGUCUGCACCAACGACUCUUUCAACGUUAGCCGUGUCGCUGCUCUCUGCGCCGGUUGCAUUCACCAGAAUGCUCAAAACAACCGUGAUGACGAUGACGACGAUGAUGAUAUCCGUGAUGACACGGAGGAAAUUGAUGAUCUUAUGUACACUUGUGGUUUCUCAUCUACCACCUAUGUCGCAUCCGCCGCCUCAGCUGCCGUCUCUGGCGUCUCGGUCGACGCGACUCGACCUACAGAUGCUUCUCAGUUGACCACCACCAUUGCUGGCGGUACACGAACCCAGAACUCCAACGAGCCUUCUGCUACUGGUGGCAGCGGUGGUAAUGGAGGCAGUGGAAGUAACGACAACAACAAUGAUGCCUCUGCUACCAACGAUGCUUCUAACCCCGACGAGACCAACGCUGCUGCUGCCAUGGCACCUUAUGGAGUCGUCGGCGCUGUUGUUGGCGCUGCUAUGCUCCUGGCUUAGAUAUGAUGGGACAUCACCCUGUGAGAGGGUUACUGAAAUGAUAAAGGAUUGUCGCUUUUUAUAUGAUACGCCUUAUUUUCUUAUUUAGAGGGAUGCGCUUAAUGAGAUAUGUCGCUAUUUAUCGUAUGACACCGUCUACCGAUGUGAAUCUACAUGCCAGAUAAAGUAAACUCACAUGCGACUCUUAUCUCACCUCAUCGGCGAACUGUAUCUCUCGUCUAAUUGGAGGUGUCUCAUCGCCAGCAUGAACAGGCAACUCGGAACGCAUUCUUUGAGCACCAGUAAUGACAAUUGGACCAGUAGCCGGACGAGCGUCUUUCUUAUCUGGUCCAAAGAAAUACCUCCCAAUGAAGGGGAUAUUUCGUCGACGUCCACCUGUUGGAGCAUCGCUCAGACUUUCGCUGACAACACGGCUCAAUGUCCUGGGUGCGUGGAAGCCCAGUUUUCCGACUGGGAUACUCAAGCCAUGAACGACCUAUAUUCUGUUAGCAUAAAUAACAAUUGAUGGAUGAGGGGGCCACUUACGAUACUGCAAACUGUUAGGAACCACACAAUGAUGCGUGUUUGGUCUCCAAGGUUCUUAACAUCGCUCCUCGGCCGCCCAUCCUCAUCACUAAGAUGCUCUUCAAUGAACUCCAGACUGAUGAACAGAUAGAACACUGCCGAAACACCAAUUGGUCCAAAGAAGCCAACAAAAACAGCCUGCUUGACCUCCUCGAUCUGAUGAAUCCACUUGUGCAUGCCAAACACCCACGGAAGUCGCCUCAGCACAAGGACACAAAUCCCCAGGAUGACAAGAUGCCAUAGAGGAAUAACAGAGUUGUCGUGGAAGUCUUUCCAGGGGAUGUAGGCUCCAUACCAGAGAAAUAUGGUAACGUUGAGCAGCAUGUCAAUUGUAGGUUGCAGAGAGUCGUCUUUGGUUUCGAGACGGAACCAAUCGUCCCAUGUGAAUGUGUUACCAGCGAUGAAGCAGGCUAGCACAUCGUCUGUACCGACCAUACCGCAUGUCCCUAGGACGAAGAGUGCUAGGGCGAUGGCGAAGACGAGAAAGCUUUCGCGAUCAACGUAGUUAUGCUUCUCAGCGAAGUGAAGCAGCUCUUUGCCAACCCAUCCCACCACAGCGCCGUAGAUUACACUGAGAAUGAUGGUGUAACCCCAGGUCAUACCGAACCACAAGCCCAUAGCAUCGGCCGCUCCACCGGAUGUAGCUGCAGCACCUGUAAACUUGAUGAGAUAGAGGGCCAAGAACAGAAACGGAUAGCCCAG